Molecule: messenger RNA, 925 nt
Organism: Bombyx mandarina (wild silkworm)
Lineage: Eukaryota; Metazoa; Arthropoda; Insecta; Lepidoptera; Bombycidae
Source: RefSeq, a predicted model, not a curated record
UACAGGUUCAAUUUCGAUAGAUAAAUAAAUAAACGAUCAGAAAAUUAGCAGAAAAGUGAGAAAAUUAAGGAAUAUUUGAUUGAAUGCAUUGAUUUUUGUUCAAGAACACCGACUAACUAGAGUAUGUCUAUCAUUUGAAAUAGACACAAGCCUUUCAAUAUUGGAACUUUUACUCUAGAUUUUAGCUGCAAUGAACAUUAUGCAGCAUAUUUGGAGUUUAACAUUUAUUAUUAUUAUUAUCUCUGUCUUGUCAUCGAUAAACCCAAAACCUGAUUACGGACCCGUUUCAGUCGCCGUAAGUCGUUUCGAGAAAUGUAAAGGACCAAGAAGAAGAGAUUGCUCCGACGUGGAACUUGAUUUGAACAACGGAAUCUUGAUCACAUAUGAUCUUUUGGUCAAAUCAUACAUCAAACUCACAACUGGUCGGAUUGUUGCAACUUCAAAAGGCAAAGAAAUGAUGAGAUUUCAGAUGAAGACGCCGUGCGAUCACUUGCUAGUUCAAUCUUUAUUCAAAAUUUAUUUUAAUUUAUCAAAAGAAUGUGCAGUUAAAAAGGGACAUUAUGUUUUCAAAGUAAACCUUCAAGACCUAUCGCAGAAGUACUUCGAAGGAAAUUAUUUUUACGGAAAUUGGACUUUUCGUUCAGUCUUCGCCGGCAGUGAAUGCAAUUUUUUGUGUACAAUUAUGGAAGUGAUAAUAUCACCGAAAAAGGUCUAGUCUAAGUAUAUAAAAAAAAUAUUUGAUUAAUAAUAUUUUUAAUGAGAUGAAAUAUUACCAUUCAUUAAAUGAUUCGUUACGCCACAAAUGUUUUUUUGUAAAAAUAAUGGUUAAUGAUUUUCUGAAAUAAAAUAGCAAAAAUUUACAGUAACAAACUUUAAACUGUUUAAGAUUAAUUUUAUAACCACCACAAACAUUAUGUAAGUCUUA